UCAAAAUGGGUACGUAGACAAGAACGUAAUUGAUAAAAUUGAUUAUUAUUGCCGAUAAAAACAUUAGAAAACACUAGAGACGUGCUCAACGUCAGCAAUAAAACAAAAGUAUGUAAUAGGUUAAGUAGUGCGGCCGGAAAAUCAAAUUUAAGCGUUCUGAAAGAAUUUACGAGAGAAUGUUAACCACAGACGAUCUUUUAGGCCUGGACAGUUAUGCUUUUAAAAGUUCUCCAGAGUCAUGUAGCGAUCAAUCGUAUUCUACAGAUUACAUGGAAAUCACGUCUGAUGAGGAUUUUUUGACUCAACUCUCAUCAGACUUGGAUAUACCGCUGCUACUAAACCCUGGAGAAGAUGAGAUGAGCAUGUUGAAUUCAUUUUUUGAUAAAAGCCCUGAAGAAAUUUUAUCAGACAUUGCUUCACCACCCUAUUCACCGGAUGAAGAAUUAUCAAAGGAGUUGAAUGAAUUGCAACAAAUGGACUUCUCACAAUGGGGUCCUGAUGCGUUCCCGAACCUUCAAUCAGAAAUAAAGGAGGAACCGUCUGAUAACUCCUCGGAUUCUAUAAAACUGUCACCUUCUCAUAAGUCUAACAGUCCUCUAGAAGAUAUCAUAAAAGAUGAAAUAGAAAUCAAAUCCGCCCCUGCAUCCCCUCGCAGCCCUAGCUCCAGCUGUUCCAUCAUUGUGGAGAGUACCGACAAUAGUUUUACUACCAAUUCAAAUAAAAUCGUGUACGCCCAACCCGUACAGAUAGUUCCUCAAAUUAAAACCAUAACCAAGCUACCACCAAAGCGGAUUCCGAUUAUUCCUAAAAGUCCUUACACGAUACCCGUUACAAGUAAUAAUAAAGUUGUCGUGAUAAAUAAUAAUGACUUUAAAAUUAAUCCGCCGGUUAUAUCAAACCCUAGUAAUGUGGUAACGGCUCCUAACGUUGUCGUUUUGGAAAAUUUAAGGACAGUUCCUAUAAAAAGUGUGGCUACUUUGCCGCAAUUCUCGACCACCACUGCCCAAGUACCAGCGACUACCGUUGCCAACAUCACCCAAGGUGUUUCUAUCCCUUCUUCGGUUGUUAUUGGUGGCGGUAGUAGAUUUUCAGUUGGUGUCGGUGCAAAUGUCGAUCCGAAAAUCUUGAAGAGGCAGCAGAGGAAAAUAAAAAAUAGGGAAUCAGCGUGUUUGUCCAGGAAGAAGAAAAAGGAUUAUGUGACGUCUUUAGAGGAAAAAGUUAAGGAGUUGACUGCGGAAAACGACAGGUUAGAAGCGGAGAAUGCUCAGCUGAAAGAAAGGCUGGCACAAUACGAGGACAGUCCAUUGAAUCAGUCGCAGAAAGUUAAGAAAGGCGUCAAACAAAGCAUAGUCCUUUGUAUGGUGUUAUUACUAGUAGGUGUAAAUUUAGAUUUUAUAAGGAAUCCGUUUAGUACAAAAAACCAGUUAGACAUUAUACGUAGAGAUAUACCAAAGCUGAGUCCCCACAAUGGUCGAAGUCUAUUGUGGUCCGCGGAAGAUAAAGAGGAGAACAAAACUUCAAAUUUUUCACCGCUUUUCAUGUGUCCCGCCACUAUUAACCAGACAGAGACCGCCAGGUUGGUCCUCGAGUUAGAAAGGUGGAUAGGCAAGCCCGCCGACCUCUCAACCAAGGAGAACCUGGGAAAAAACAACACGCAGCAGAGUAGAUCCUCACGGGUCAAACUGAGGAAAAAAAAGUACAAAGCAGACAGCCCCAUGUUGUCGUCUGUUUACAGGCGUGAGAAAAACAGAGCUAAGCAAGAACUAAAACUCGAGGUCAGGAACGAGAUCCAAGUGUUUGCCCCUACGCCAGAACAACUAUAUUCCGAAUUCUUCGAGGCGAUAAAUCGGCAGGACGAUACCUUCUACGUGGUUUCCUUCACCGAUCAGCACUUGCUGUUGCCCGCCUUGCACCACAACAAAACCCGGAGGCCCAAAAUGUCGCUGAUCAUGCCCUCCAUGCUACCGAACGGCACCGUCUCGCAGUCGUCCUUGAUCCCCCUGAUGCAGAUCGAUUGCGAGGUUCUCGACACGAGACUCAUACACGUCAAGCAGGGGGCCAUACCUCAACAUUUGAGGGCUUACGGGAACGCGACGGCGGAAAAAGACCCGUCUACUGACAGUAAACUGGUAGCGCCUCCUGUAAAACCCAAAUUGCCUUUGCCUCGCCUAUUGUCUUACCAUUCCGGACGGGUUUGAUAGGGCAUUUGUGGGGUGUGUGUCGUUUUAAUUAUUUCAACUGUCCCACCGUUAGGUGAGUAUUGUAAAAAGACAGGGGGGAUUGGGAGUCUUGGCUGUUCCCAGGCCAGUUGAUUCGCAGAAGAAAACUUGGCACCCUAAAGAAAAUUGCAAAAAGUUGCACAAUAUUUUGUUGAAACUUUUGUUAAUAUCGGAUUUGAGCUCUUAAAUUAUAUUUGAAAAACUGCGUUGAAAUCAUUUGUUUAUAAAGAUAAUUUAAUGAUGUUUGUAGGCACAUCCUGUAUCUCUACUAGUAGAUAUCCGUAUAACCUUCCAUUGCACUUGCAACUCGGCAGUAUCUAUUUUAUUUGGGUCGCUAAAUGUUUUUUUUCGGUUUUUGGUUUGCAUUUAUGUAUCAUAGAGGGGGAAUUCCGACUCCCAAAACCCCCCCUUAAGACUGCUGAUCUCUGAUUUGUUAUUUUCAAUAUGAUUUCCGUUUUAAACUAUGUUUAAAUAUCACUGACAAAGAAUUUUUUUUCGUAUCGUAUAAUUCAUUAAACUUUUUAUAUUACAUAUCAGACAAAAAAUAAUACGGUUUUAAGCAACGUUUAGUGCCUUUGUUAGACAGAAUUGAACUGUAGCAGUUGUUUUUUUGUCACACGUCUUUUUAUAAAAGUUUAUAUUUCUAUUAUUUAUAGUUUAUAUAGAACGUGGAAAUCUGUAAAACCAUUAAAUCAAAAUUAUUACAUUGGUUUCCGUAGAGUGGGUGGAGCAAAUUCGAUGGGAUUGUGGUUGCCUCCAAAAAUUGUGUGAUAAAACUUGACACCAAAUCCCAUAAAAUUUGAUCCAUCCUGUGCAAAUUUAAAAUAUUUUGUAAAUACAGGAUGAAUUUCUGUGGUUAUUAAUUUUCCGUCUGAACGACAAAAGAGUGAUUGCAAAAAACCUGUUUUCACCGGGAUUUUCACAAUUCGCAGAGAAUUUAAAAAAAUACAUAAACAUGUUUUUGGUCGCAAAUUACUUGUCGUAAAAAACUGA
Molecule: messenger RNA, 3212 nt
Organism: Anoplophora glabripennis (Asian longhorned beetle)
Lineage: Eukaryota; Metazoa; Arthropoda; Insecta; Coleoptera; Cerambycidae
Gene: Atf6
Product: cyclic AMP-dependent transcription factor ATF-6 alpha
Exons: 7
Coding region: 177-2198 (673 amino acids)
Biological process (GO): regulation of transcription by RNA polymerase II; endoplasmic reticulum unfolded protein response
Cellular component (GO): nucleus
Molecular function (GO): DNA-binding transcription factor activity, RNA polymerase II-specific; RNA polymerase II cis-regulatory region sequence-specific DNA binding
Source: RefSeq, a predicted model, not a curated record